Pelmatolapia mariae (spotted tilapia) is the source of this 4210-nucleotide messenger RNA. It is a transcript of the gene pnpla2, whose product is annotated as patatin-like phospholipase domain containing 2. The record is from RefSeq and is a predicted model, not a curated record. The transcript has 9 exons. Gene Ontology annotation, cellular component: cytoplasm; membrane; lipid droplet. NCBI's taxonomy places the organism in Eukaryota, Metazoa, Chordata, Actinopteri, Cichliformes, Cichlidae. Bases 285 to 1823 code for a protein of 512 amino acids. Gene Ontology annotation, biological process: lipid homeostasis; positive regulation of triglyceride catabolic process; triglyceride catabolic process. Gene Ontology annotation, molecular function: triacylglycerol lipase activity.
ACUGCGGAGGUAUAUUAAGCAGUCCAGGGCUGUUUGUAAUUACAGCUUUCUUACUUUUUACCGUGAAGGCAUUUUUAAACAGUCUGACUGUUUCGGCGCUACCUGCAACGGAAAAUCUGACUUAGGCUUAACGAAGACAGUAGACCGACAUUAAGUUAUGAACAGGCUCUAGAAGCAGACUGUUAGCUAGUUUUUAUAAGUUGUUAUCUGCGUAAACCCAGUCGUAUCGUGUUCCAGCGACCUUAGCCCCACUGGAGUCCACAGCUGUGGACCGCCCUGGCAGGAUGUUUCCACUGGACUCCCCGUGGAACAUCUCUUUCGCAGGCUGCGGCUUCCUUGGUAUCUACCACAUUGGUGUGGCUAGCUGCCUGCAGGAGCAGGCUCCCUUUCUGGUCCAGAACGCCCGGCACAUAUACGGUGCAUCUGCUGGAGCUCUCACCGCCACUGCUCUGGUCACUGGAGUAUGUCUCGGAGAGGCUGGUGCAAGCAUCAUUGAGGUUGCCAAAGACGCAAGAAAGCGGUUCCUCGGGCCGAUGCAUCCUUCCUUUAACCUGGUGAAGAUCGUGCGACACAUGCUGCGAGGCACUCUGCCAGCUGAUUGCCACAUUCGAGCCAGUGGGAGGCUGGGAAUCUCUCUCACCCGAGUUACAGAUGGAGAAAACGUCCUGGUGACCCAGUUCAACAACAAGGAGGAAGUGGUGCAGGCGUGUGUCUGCAGUGCCUACAUCCCAGUGUACUGUGGCAUCAUUCCUCCCACACUGCAAGGAGUACGAUACGUUGAUGGAGGAAUCUCAGACAACCUCCCUCAGUACGAGCUAAAAAACACCAUCACCGUGUCCCCGUUCUCAGGAGAGAGCGACAUCUGCCCCCGAGACACCUCAACCAACAUGCACGAGCUUCGCUUCACCAACACAAGCAUCAAGUUCACUCUCAAAAACCUCUACAGAGUCUCCAGAGCACUUUUUCCUCCAGAUCCAAUGGUAAUGAAGGCCAUGUGUAAACAGGGAUACACGGAUGCGCUGCAUUUUUUAAAGAGAAAUGGAUUGCUUAAUCUCCACCGAAUUUAUACAGACAGACCACUACUAGCUAACAAAGAAGAAAAUGAGGAAGUCAGUGAAGAGGAGGACGCAAAUAAAAGUGAAGACAAAGAAAAGUCACAGGUGGAAGAGACAGCAUUGGAGGUUUAUGCCUGCGCCUCAUUUGACGAGCAGAUCAUUGAGUACCUUCCUCCUGCUCUGCACAAAGCUCUGGUCGAGGCCUGCAUGGAGAGGAGGAGCCUGGCGCAGUCGCUAAGCAACCUGCUUCCUGUCAGGAUGGCCACAGCCAUGAUGCUUCCCUACACUCUCACCCUGGAGUCUGCUAUGUCCUUGACUCUCAGACUUUUGGAGUGGCUGCCAGAUGUGCAGGAAGAUGUGGUGUGGAUUCAAGAACAGUUAUUGAAAAUCCUACAGUGUUUUCUUCGCCAGACCUCCAGAAGCUUGUCCCGUAGUGUAUCUGCCAGGUUGUUCUGCCAACUGGAGCUGCACCACUACAAGUCCAUCCCAUCCCACUUCAGCUCCCCGAGCCUGUUUCCCACUUGGGUGAACGGGAGGAGCUCUUCAGUCCAGGAUGUCUUCACGCGUCUGGAAAACUACAAGAGGCAGCUGCUUUCAGAUGUGCUCUGUAUCAACAUGGAUCUGCAAGGCUCCUUCAAAACUGGAAUGAUGUCACCAGAUAACAGCUCUGCUACUGACCUUUCCUCUGACCUUUCCUUUGAAGGUCUCACAAUGCACACAGGUUGUCUUAAUCUUCCAAAUGAUGCUAACUCUGGAAACUACCAGUAGCUCCUAAGAGUGCUGAUAGAGAGACAACAUCAAAUCAGAUUUAAAGAUCUGUCUUCUUCCUCGUGUUAAGGUAUUUUUGGCUGAAAGAAGAUAUUUCUAAUAUGAUCGUCCCCAUUUUCUAAUGGUUGGAAAUUUUAAUUGUUUCACAUAUUUACACUUAACUGUGUAUUAAAUGCCUUUGGACCAGUGCAUGACGCUGAACUGAGGUUUUUGCUCAACUAUUGUAAGCCCAUACACAUAUCAUGAUCGUAUGUCUACAGAAGUGCAUUUAAACUUAGCACAUGUGCUCAGUCAUGUACAGACUUGAAUUACAGGAUGCUGGAAACAAAAAAUGUGCACUUGAGGUUGCACGGUUAAAAUAGGUGUGUGUUUAUGUUUUUGGUGGAGUGCUGACCAGUAGUUAAUCAGAGUUUUCCUUCUGUAUCCAGUCAUGAGCUUUAAGUAACUUUUGCUACACAGAGGGCAAAACGACUGAUGAACCAGUCUGUUUAGUACACGUACCUACUCCAUUUAUGUGAUGCAAGUGUCAAUGCAUAGUGUGAAAGACGACACUUUAUGUUUCUUGGUUCGUUUUAAUGGCAAUGCCUUAUGUAUUAACAAUUAUUUAUAUGAAAAAUACAAAAGUGCUUUACUUUUUCCAAAUCACGUAUAUAUUUUUUGAUCAUCUUGAUUUAUUUAGAUGUAAGUUGAAGCUUUUUAUAAAUGAUUUUAAAUAUUUAGCAUUGAAUGUUGACAGAUUUGAUUUGUUGCUACAUGUUUAGUGCAUAUGUAGUAAAUCAAAAAUGUGAUUUUUUUUUUUAUUAAGUCCCAUUAAUCUGACUGUGCCUUUUGUUCGUAGGUUACAACCUACUUGUUAAAAUUCUUCUUGCACUGUGUGCUGCAUCUUUAACUGUGUGAUCUACUCCCAUGCUGUGCCUUAACCUUCAAUGAAAUAAUUGCAAAAUGAGUGCCAAAUGAUGUAAAAAAAAUGUUUCAAAGAAAAAUAUUUAUGUUAUCGUGAAAUAAAGUGAUGAUCAAUAUUUGUGUCUUCAUAUUCCUGUUCUUACAUUAGCCAGUAAACCUGUAGCUGACAAUGAAAAGAAGAAAAACGUAACACAUGCCAGGCAGUGACCAAAUAAUGACUCAGGGAUCGUGGCAGACUUUGAAAAAUACCUCAGUGAAAUGAACAAGGACAAAAUAACACAGCAGGAUACAGUUGGACAGCAACUAAAAGGGUAACAUAAAUAGUGUCCUAACAUGGACAAUGCCAUGUUAGGACAAAAGAAAAGCUGGCACAAUUUCCCUGUUUGCUAGUAGCUAUUGAGAAACUCAAGCUAAUUCACCCCAACAUCAGACUGUGAAGUGCUCAGAGAAACUACAAAAAACUAAGAGCUACAUCUCAGACUAGACAGACCUCAGUUAGCAUGUUAAAUGUUAAAGUUCACGAUAGAACAAUUAAAAAAGACUAAAUAAGUAUGACGUGUUUUCUCAGGAGAAAUGCUCUUCUCUCUAAAAGGAACAUGACAUUUGUAUCUGAAAAAAAAAAGACUUAUAAGACAAUCUCAGAUGAGAUCAGGAGUGGAGUGGUGAUGAUUUGGGUUUGUUUUACAGCCACAGAAUAUGUGCAGCUUACAGUCUAGACUCUGUGACUGUGUCUACAUGGUAAACUGCGAGAGACUGAAAAUGCCAUACAGAAAACAAUUAAUCCAAGUGAUAUAUAUUGUAUCCUCUGGACAGGUAAUAUAUUACAUAUGCACACAAAAUACAUUCUUGUUAGUAUCAAGAAUAUAUAUUUUACUUUCUAUCCCCCGUUUCCAUUAUAUUUGCAUGAAUGUGCAUGACUCUUGAGUUCUUCUUAAGUUACUAACAUAACAUAGCAGUGCAUUCACUUAUUCAGUCACUUUAAUUCUAAAACUGUGUAUAUACUGUAUACUCUGUGUAUUUGUUAACUCAUUCUUAUUGCCUGUUUAUGCCCUGUCCUUAUCUUUAACGCCAUGCUGCUCUGUUGUAUCUUAAUUGCCUCUUGGGGAUAAAUAAAGUCUUUCUGAUUCUGAUUUAAUUUAAAAUAUGUUGUUUUGGUUAGAGGAGUAUUUGAAUAUCCCCCCAUUCUGUUCACAUAUAAUAGCAAAACGUGUCACACAUAAGUCUCAUCACUUCUGGCCUUUUAAGAAAGCUGGUGAACUUGGUAUCAUCCAGUUAUUAGCCAUAACUACCCUUAACUUACACAUGCACAUGCACUGAUAAACACACCACUGUGCAAAACUACAUUCUAUGUGCAAUAACCCAAACAAUACAAAACGCUAUUUAUUUACAUAUUUACUUCUCUCUCUCUCUCUCUCUUUUCUUUUCUUUUCACACCGGAUUGUAUAUUUGUACAUUAUAUCUAAUUGUUUUCGUCUAAAUACUGU